This is a messenger RNA of Linum trigynum, 3348 nucleotides long. The record is from the annotation of a GenBank genome assembly. NCBI's taxonomy places the organism in Eukaryota, Viridiplantae, Streptophyta, Magnoliopsida, Malpighiales, Linaceae.
AACUCUGAUACAUCUACUAAGUAAUAGUUAACUAACAUAAUCUUGUUGACAAGGGGAAAAGUGAAAGAGUGAAGGGAGAAUUGAGAAAAAUGAAUUUGGUUUUGAUUAGUGUCGUCACUCAAUAGCAUUUCUUCUGUUUAUUUUUUUGAGUUAUCCUCAUUAUCAUUGAUAGAUUACAAUUUGAUUCACAUAUUUUUAUAUAUGUGAAUAAUUUCUCUUUGUGGAGCGGGUAUGAGUAUAGGUAUGGGGCGGGGAGGCUAAAACCAUUAGGGGCUGGCUAUUUGGUCCGGGUUUUUUGGUUUUACGCGAAACCAGACCGGAUAGUAAACAACCCAAUCCAAUAUUUGGGCUUAGAUUUGAGGUAAAAAACCGUUUUGGACCGAAUCGAAAACUGGAUAAGAGAGCUCAACGCCCAAAACUUAAGGGUAAUUUGCAUAAACGGUCACAAAUCUUUGUACUUAGUACAAAACUUAACCAACUCCUCACCUUUUCAGGCCUUAGGACACUCAAAUUCCCACAAGCUCAAUUUAAAAUCAAGACCGAAUUGGGACCAGACCGGGUCAAGACCUGACUGUAUCCAAUCCAAUCUUUGGUCCUUAUAUUUUCAAAAAGACCGGACCGGACUGGAUCAAUUUGGGCCAAUUUAACCGGACCGUAUAGCCAACCCUAAAAACCAUACCCCAUACCUAUCAAAUUUUUUGCCGGUUUUAUUUUAGCCAUAUCCAUCCCAUACUAAAUCAAAGUGGAGAUUCCCCGCAUUAACUGAGUCGGGAGUGAUCUGGUACCCGCAAUUAUGAGUUUGAUUGUCAUUCCUAUCUAGAAGGCGAUUGAUUGGAUCAUACUAAUACUAAAAUUCUAGUAACACUUCUCUCUCCGGCCAGAAAGUCGCUUAAAGUCGAACAUAAAAGUCCAAAACUCUCUGUCCCCUUCUGCUUCAGCUAACCAGCUCCAUAUAUAUGUAUAAAUAAAAUCCCCAAUAAACAGAAUCGAAACCUCCAUCACAAUUCACAACAAACCAGCCAUCUCUCUUACUCUGUUUUGCAAAUCCACAAAGAAAAAUGGACGCCUCCUCGUUUCCCAUAAUCCCACUGCUACUUCCUUUUCCUCACCGCCACAUCACGGACACUACCACUGCAACUCAUAGCCCGGCUGCCCAUGAUGAAGAACAAGACGAUGAAGACAUCCUUUCCCUGUGCGAUCUUCCUCUCCACAACAGCAGCAGCAACAACAUUAAUCAGCAGAACCAUCUUGCAGCGGCGUCUCCUGCUCUUGAUGCUGAUGAUGAGGAGGAAGAUGGGUUCGAGUUCUCGAGGGAGUACUCAUUCACAGCCGAUCAAUCCCUUGAUGCCACCACCACCAAAAACAGAGACAACGAUUUGAAUAAUAGCAUCGUCUUCUGCGGGAAGCUCAUUGCUCACAGACAAUUAGCAGUCCAACAGCAGGACAAGGUUAAAUUGAUGAAUGUUAAUGAGAAGAAGAGGAAGAAGGAAGAGGGUAAGAAGCAGAGCAAGAAGAAACAGAGUAGCAGCAGCAGAGGCAGGAUUUUCCCCUGGAAAUCGUUCUCCUCCUCCUCGUCCUCUUCCUCGUCCAAUUCAUCAUCAUCAUCAGCGUCUUCGUCGCCGGGUAGGAAGAAGAAGAAGAAGGGCACUGGGGCUGGGAGGUGGAGCGCAAGAGGGUAUUUGUGUUUGGCGAUUGGGGUGGAGUGGAAGUUGCCGGUGAGGAGUAUGGAUCUCAAGGACAUUAAGCUGAGGCAGAGCCGCCGGAGUUCUUCUACCAGCCUUGAUUUUGAUGUUUCAACAUCAUCGUCGUCAUCGUCUUCCAUGCUGCCGGAGAAUACAUCCGCCGUCGGUAGUAAAUCUGGAAAGGGGUUAUGGUGUUUGCUCAGGGUUUUGGCCGGCGCUCGCCCUUAAUUGAUUAGUUUACUUACCUUGCAGCUAUCAUUUCCUCCAUUUCCUUCUGUUUCAGGACAGAUUUUUUUCCUGCUUAGAAAUUCUCAGUUACUGUUCUGUUUAGCGGGGUAAUUAGUUUGUAAAUUACUAAUGAAGAGCUUUUGUAUGAGUAAUCAUCAUAAUCUUGAAUCCAAAGAGUGCUUAUUGAUCUUCUCUUAGGUAGCUUGUACAUAUGGCCGUAGCAAUGGCAAAUGAGACGGGUUUAGGCUGGAUUUUGCUAUAUUUAUUUCUAUCUCAUUUUUAAUUCGUAAAUUCAUAUCCUUUUUGUCGUGGUAUAGGUGAAAGUUUUUUUAAUCUCUAAUCUCCAUCCUCAUUUCCGCGGUUUUCUGAUACUCGUAGAUAACUAGGGAAGUCAUGGAUGAUUUUAGAGGUAUAAUGUCGUACAUAGAUUAUGUAUCGUAAUGAACCACAAAAAGUACGAGAAACAUAACAAAAUCCUUUUUUUAGGAAAAAUCAGGGAUAAAAGAUGACAUACAUGUGUUAAUGAAAUUGAAAAAAAAAGUGAAAUGAAGGUUUUUAGCAUUGCAAUAUUGUAAAAUUUUAGUGAAAGAUGGAUGAGAGAAAGAUCGUAUAACAAGUAAUUGGACGUAGGUAGUAUAUGUAUUACAUGCGUGGCGAUUAUGGUGAUGGGACGGAAACACUUCAACCCAUCUCGACUCAUCCCCGUCACUUUUUGGGUGAGUACUAUCCAUAUUAUCAACCCUAAAACUUAUCAAUACGAGAACUUUUCCUCACUGACAGGAUCAAAAUCGAGAAGAGUCGGAUACCCACGGUCCAAUUGCAAUCCUCAAUUGUCAUCAUGCAUGUUAGUUGAUGGCAUGGCAAUGCCAUGUUUCUCUAUUUCCCAGCUAAUUACUUACUCAUGUUAAUCAUGAUUGCCCCACUAAGCAUUCUAUAAUGAUAUCUCUCUCUCUGAUGCAAUCCCGAUUCCCCAGCUAUACAAAUGAAGUCCAGUUCCUCGUGAUCGAAUCCGAAUCACCAACCUUUCUUUGUUCUAAGCUUUGUUUUAACAUAAUGCAAUCGUAAAUCGUAACCACCUAAUGCAUUAAUGCCAUAUUAUAUUACCAAACAAAAUCAAGAACGUGAUUUAUAGUGAAUGUUCCAUGCAUUUUGGUUGAUCUAAUAUAGUAUUAUGAAACCCCAACGUGGUCACUACGCCUAUGUGUAUUAAGUUAACAACAAAAAAAUGUACAUACAUUCUUGAUAAAUGCUUCUUCAUUCAAUUGAACUUUGCAUAUGCAAUCAUUAUAAUAAUCACAAUUACGUCUAUAAUAAUAUUUGACGGUAAAUGGGAUCUCAAUGUCACAUUAAUUAAUCGCCAAUAUUGUUUAAUUUGAAUACAAAAAUAUGUUAAUUUAAUGUUUUUUUUUUCCUCCGCUAAUCAAUUAUUAAAAUGCAG